CGGAAAAGCCAAUAAGGAGUAAUUCCUUAUGUACGCGUUCCGGCUCUACAUCGAGCAGAUCCGCUCCACUUGUGCCAUUUUCACCAUUCCUCUAUGACCGCGGUAGUCCCAGAGCGGCACACGAAGAGCGCAGGAAGACUAGAAAUAAAAGCUUCCCCCUAGGCCGGAAACUGCAGUUUACGCAUGGAGCUGUUGAGUCCACGUGUGUCUGCGCUUUCGGCCUAUCGUUCCGCCGUGCAGCUCGGGGACCGGGACCGGGACCGGCCACGACACCCAAUGCACGGGCUAUCUGUCUCCCUGAGACGUCGAAAAAUCAAGAAGCGGCCCUUUAAAAGGGCAGCAGCCGAGGAUUGCCCGGAUGCACAAGGGACCACUAACGAGGAGCAGUACAGCAACGCACGUCCCGUCCCGGUUGGAGCGACGAAACUAGGAAAGAAGCGGAGAAUGAAUUCAAGAUCCCAGGAUGUGGCGCCCUUCAAGAGUCAAAGGAAGGCGGAUCGGGGGAGGCUUGAGUCCGGGCUGGUAGGCGAAAGCCUAUCAGCAUCACCUCAUAGAGAAGAUAAGGCACCUUCUCAGCAUCCUUUUAUGGGCUCCUCGCUCCGGUGUCUCCUCCAAGAACUGGGGCAAAUUCAGCAUAGCCGGCAGCGGGCCGCCAAGCUUUUUGAGUGGCUCAUUGCUCCCAUUUCCCCUCAGCAGUUCUUUGACUGCUACUGGGAGAAGCAGCCCCUCUUGAUCCACAGGGACAAUCCAAGUUAUUAUCAGAAUCUCUUCUCUACAGCUGAGUUUGAUGCUAUCCUGCGCGAAAACAAUGUCCAGUUUGGCAUCAACUUGGAUGUGACCAGCUACGAAGACGGGAAGAGGGAGACACACAAUCCAAUGGGCAGAGCUGUGCCAGCUGUAGUGUGGGAUUUCUACAAGAAUGGCUGUUCCCUCAGGAUGCUAAACCCCCAGGCUUUUUCUUCCACAGUCUGGCAUUUCCUGUCCAUCCUACAGGAGCAAUUCAGCAGCAUGGUUGGAGCCAACACUUACCUGACCCCUGCUGGUACCCAAGGCUUUGCACCUCAUUAUGAUGACAUUGAAGCCUUUGUGAUCCAGCUGGAAGGGAAGAAGCAUUGGCGGGUUUACAGCCCAAGAAAAAAGGUGGAGGUGUUGCCUCAGUUUUCAAGUAGCAACUUCAGUCAGAGAGAGAUUGGAGACCCUGUUCUGGAGACGGUAUUAGAAGCUGGGGAUUUGCUCUAUUUCCCCCGUGGGUUUAUCCACCAAGGGGACUGUCUCCCAGAUGCACAUUCACUUCAUAUAACAGUGUCCUCAUACCAGCGAAACUCCUGGGGAGACCUUUUGGAAAAGCUCCUCCCCGCAACUUUGGAGAUGGCCAUCGAAGAGGAUGUGGAAUACCGCCAGGGUCUGCCCACAGACUACCUGGAAUACAUGGGAGUCUUGAACUCGGAUCUUGUUGACCCUCGUCGAGCUGCCUUUAUGCAAAAGGUCAAGGCUCUAAUAACCAAACUAAUAGAUUAUGCACCAGUUGAUGCUGCAGUGGAUCAAAAAGCCAAGGCUUUUCUUCGUGACUGCCUCCCUCCAGUGCUAACUGAGAGCGAAAAGGCAUUGAGCGUAUAUGGACAUCCAGCACGGUGGGAGAAUGGAAAUGUCCAAAAUCUUGAUGUCCAGCUGAAGAAAAAGACACAGGUACGGCUGCUUCGGUAUGGAAUUGUCAGGUUGUGCAAUGAAGGAGAUGCCUUGUUGCUACAUUAUACCACAGAAAAUUCAAGGGUUUACCACAAGGAGGAGCCCAAGUACUGUGAAAUAGAGCCUGAAUAUACAGAUGGUAUUGAAUUUUUGCUCUCUUCUUACCCAAAGUAUGUCAGUGUGGAAGACAUUCCUUGUGCUACCUUGGAUGACAAGAUUGCCUUGGCCACUGUCUUAUUUGAGAAGGGAUUACUGAUUACAAAGAACCCUCUACUGUCUAUGUAACAUGUUAAAUUAUAUCAGAAUAAAUAUGUUGUAAGAAUGCC
Rhineura floridana is the source of this 2012-nucleotide messenger RNA. It is a transcript of the gene RIOX1, whose product is annotated as ribosomal oxygenase 1. The transcript has a single exon. Bases 184 to 1971 code for a protein of 595 amino acids. The record is from RefSeq and is a predicted model, not a curated record. Gene Ontology annotation, molecular function: histone H3K36 demethylase activity; histone H3K4 demethylase activity. Gene Ontology annotation, cellular component: nucleolus. Lineage: Eukaryota; Metazoa; Chordata; Lepidosauria; Squamata; Rhineuridae.